UGGAGCAAGGAGUUGCCUCUGGCUCCUGGUGCUGGGUCAGGAUCCCUGAUUCAGCACAGGCGAGGAGAGCUCACUCCUCACUGCCCGCUGUUUUGCUUUCUGCUCCAGGCAGCCCAUUCCCACCCAUUGGACCUGACAGGGAUCGUCCAGACCAAACUGGAGAUGGGCAGGGGAAACACUCACAUUGGGAUCCUGGCCUUGAUGGGAGAAAUCAUUGGUGUUGAAAAUAAGGAGCAGGCUAAGGACAGCGAUGAUGAUGAUGAAGUCACCGUUAGUGUGGACCGGGAUCGCUUCAUGGAUGAGUUCUUUGAACAGGUGGAAGAAAUUCGAGGGUUCAUCGAUAAAAUUUCUGAGAAUGUGGAGGAAGUGAAGAGGAAGCACAGUGCUAUUCUUGCGUCCCCCAACCCAGAUGAGAAAACAAAGGAGGAGCUCGAAGAAUUAAUGUCUGACAUCAAAAAGACAGCAAACAAAGUGCGCUCCAAGUUAAAGAGUAUUGAACAGAGUAUUGAACAAGAGGAAGGAUUGAAUAGAUCAUCUGCUGACCUGAGGAUAAGGAAAACACAGGUGAGUUGCGACGAGGUCAUGUUUUCCUACGGGCUGCAUUGUGCUCUCCUGCAUUCCACAUUGUCGCGCAAGUUUGUGGAGGUGAUGUCUGAGUACAAUGCCACCCAGUCUGACUACAGGGAGCGCUGCAAAGGGAGGAUUCAAAGACAGCUGGAAAUCACUGGCAGGACCACAACCAGUGAGGAGCUGGAAGACAUGCUGGAGAGCGGGAAUCCAGCCAUCUUCUCCUCUGGGAUCAUCAUGGAUUCCAACAUCACCAAGCAGGCACUGAAUGAGAUCGAGACGCGGCACAGCGAGAUCAUCAAGCUGGAGAACAGCAUCCGGGAGCUGCAUGACAUGUUCAUGGACAUGGCCAUGUUGGUGGAGAGCCAGGGCGAGAUGAUUGACCGCAUUGAGUACAACGUUGAGCACUCGGUGGACUACGUGGAGCGGGCUGUGUCUGACACCAAAAAGGCUGUUAAGUACCAGAGCAAAGCCAGGCGGGUGAGUAGCGUGUGCGGCGAAAGCCAGUCCUGGGCCUGCAGCCCAGCACACAGCAGGGCUCCUGCUGUGGGGAGCGACCCAUCAGCCCUAGGGCCCUGCUCCCCAUCGUCUGGCACAGGGUGCUCCAGCCGCCAUGUGGCUGGGCCUGCCUGAAUGUGAGCAGGGGAGUGGGCAGGCAGGGGGAGCAGAUGGUGUGGGCUGGAGAGCAGACCCCAGCAGGGCGUCACCCAAAUCACGGGCAGUGCUGAGAGCGGAGAAGGCGUUAGGGCCGUGCCUGCACACUGGGCUGGGCCCAGGAGCUGGGCUCCAGGGCUCAGCUCUGGAGAAGGCCUGGCCGUGCCAUGCCAGCUCCUGGGGAGGGACAAUUUCCUUCCCUUCAGAAUGGGCCGGAGCAGACCUGGGUCUAGCCUGUCCAACCGGUCGGGGACUCAAUGUGGAGAACAGCAUGUGGGUCCCGGGCAGAGAGCACAGCAGGGGG
This is a messenger RNA of Mauremys mutica (yellowpond turtle), 1525 nucleotides long. It is a transcript of the gene STX1A, whose product is annotated as syntaxin 1A. Gene Ontology annotation, cellular component: plasma membrane; SNARE complex; presynaptic active zone membrane. The transcript has 10 exons. The record is from RefSeq and is a predicted model, not a curated record. Gene Ontology annotation, molecular function: SNAP receptor activity; SNARE binding. Gene Ontology annotation, biological process: intracellular protein transport; synaptic vesicle fusion to presynaptic active zone membrane; exocytosis. NCBI's taxonomy places the organism in Eukaryota, Metazoa, Chordata, Testudines, Geoemydidae. The coding region runs from base 163 to 1200 and encodes 345 amino acids.